This is a messenger RNA of Nymphaea colorata (pocket water lily), 1467 nucleotides long. RefSeq names its product transcription factor bHLH30-like. Gene Ontology annotation, molecular function: protein dimerization activity; DNA-binding transcription factor activity. The transcript is spliced from 2 exons. Gene Ontology annotation, biological process: regulation of DNA-templated transcription. NCBI's taxonomy places the organism in Eukaryota, Viridiplantae, Streptophyta, Magnoliopsida, Nymphaeales, Nymphaeaceae. The coding region runs from base 165 to 1004 and encodes 279 amino acids. The record is from RefSeq and is a predicted model, not a curated record.
CCAAAAGAACCCUCUCCAACUCACCUCCACCUUUCUGCCAACCUCUUCCGCUGGAAAAUUCGCCGCCAGAAUCCCCCACCGGCCUCCGGCCAACGGCACUACCAUCGCCUGAAAACUCCAGCCUCGAUCUGUGUUUUCGAGGGUUGAAACUGCUCAUUUUCUCAAUGAGAUGCUUACCCAUGCAAACCGACCACUCCCCACCCAUGCCCUUCUCGGGGAUGGCCCAGGCUCCGGCAGUGUCCGCCCCUGGUUUCGGGCCUUAUCACGACAGGAACGUUAGAAUUCCGACUAAUCACCUCGUCUUCCCGUCGGCUCCCACCUUCUCCUUUGCCGCCGCAACGGGGCCCGAGUACCAAGGGAUCCCGAGUGGCUGCCUGGCAGGGCCACCAUCGUCCAGCCGCUUUCUGGGGUUCCACGGCGGCGUUCUUCACGACGUCUCCAGCGGAGUCGUUCACCCGGCUGAGGCGGUAGAUGCUAAGGCAGUCGCCGCGUCAAGGAGCCACAGCGAGGCCGAGCGGCGACGGAGGGAACGGAUAAACACCCAUCUGGCUACUCUCAGAAGCCUGCUCCCCAACACCACAAAAACCGACAAGGCAUCGCUGCUGGCAGAGGUGAUUAGGCACGUGAAGGAGCUGAAGCGCCGGACGUCGGAGCUUGCGGAAUUCAGCCUCGUUCCGACUGAAACUGACGAAGUGAGCGUGCUUUCAGGCGAGCCUUCCGGCGAUGGAAGGUCUGUGAUCCGUGCGUCCUUUUGCUGCGAUGACCGGACUGACAUCUUGCCGGAGCUCAUCAGGACGUUGAAGACCUUGCGCCUGCGGACCCUCAAGGCCGAGAUAGCCACGCUUGGAGGGAGGAUGGUGAAUGUGCUAUUCGUCACCGGUGACGAGGAAUCCGGCGAGUCGGCGGUUGGCUGCAUACAGGAAGCUCUCAAGGCGGUGAUGGAGCGCAAUGGCGGGGAGAGCUCCACCGGGAAACGUCAGAGAAUGGAGCGCAGGACAAUUUGAAGAUAUGGGUUUUGGCCUUCUGAUACUCAUCUCCUGUAAAGUUAGUGUAGAGUUGCUUUGUCUUUCCGUUGAUGGGGUUUGCUGAAACUGUAGGAAAUGUUGGUCUGUCAUUCUUCUUCUUCUUCUUCUUCUACCUCCAUGAGUAGAAGGAACGGUAUCUAAUUGUGAGGAGAACGAAGCUUUCUUUGCCUAAAAGGAAGCUUUCUGGAGACAUGGAUGUUCAUUCUCUUUGGAGAUUUUGAUUGGAGUCCAGAUGGUAUUGGUUUUUGGGGAUGCAAUGGAACAUUGAAGUCAUGAAAUUAGAUUCUGUUCAUUUUGAGCACCGGAGUUACUGUGCCAAAAUGCCGGAAUGGAUAGGCGUAGGAGACUGGGCCAUCUAAAUCCAAAGCGUGGAACGCUCUCUCUUUUUGUAAUGGUUUAGUAGGGUAUGAGUAUGGGAUGUAAGAUAUAUAUUUCCUCUUUC